Messenger RNA from Epinephelus lanceolatus (giant grouper), 1971 nucleotides. It is a transcript of the gene gfi1ab, whose product is annotated as growth factor independent 1A transcription repressor b. Lineage: Eukaryota; Metazoa; Chordata; Actinopteri; Perciformes; Serranidae. Gene Ontology annotation, biological process: regulation of transcription by RNA polymerase II. The record is from RefSeq and is a predicted model, not a curated record. Gene Ontology annotation, molecular function: RNA polymerase II cis-regulatory region sequence-specific DNA binding; DNA-binding transcription factor activity, RNA polymerase II-specific.
GGAGCAGCAGCGUCCACCUGAGGACUCCUCUCUCCGCAGCUGGAUUACUCUCACUGAUUUGUCCGCUCUCAGAUCAGAGAUGCCUCGCUCCUUCAUGGUGAAGAGUAAGAGGGCGCACAGUUACCACCAGCCCCGGAGUCUGGAGGAUGACUACAGCAGGCUGGACACUAUACUGGCGCAUAUAUGCUCAGAUGCUGAGUGUCCCCCGUGCGUCCUCUCAGACGCAGAUAAGCUCCAAGAUGAUACCGACAUGUCGGUGGACAGGUACGGUCUCUCACCUGACUCCCACCUGGCCGACGCUGCUGAUUUCUCCCCGAAGUCCCCGCUGAGCUGCGCCGACAGUCUGUGUGGUCGCUCCCCGGACUACGAGGACUUCUGGAGGCCUCCGUCCCCCUCUGCAUCCCCGGUUGAUUCUGAGAAAUCCCUGUCUCCUCUGGUGGAUGAGACGCAGCCCUUCACCGUCCCCUUCCGGCCGUAUGCCUGGAGCAGCUACCCGGGGCCAGGGCCUGGGCUGAGGCCGCUGGUGCCGCCGAGCCUCCACCCCGGCAUGGAGGUGGACAGGGGCCCGGCGGCGCUGGCCUUCUACGGGGACCGGAGCAGCCACCCAGCCCUGUACGCAGAGCGUGCUCUGGGCGAGGAGGCGUAUGGUGACUACAGGAGGCACGCUGCUGCUCUGCUGUUUACUGACGGAGGCCUGCAUGGAAAAAGCCAGAGUGUGAAGGCCCAGUCUGACCUGCUGUGCUCCAGUCUGAUCCUCAAUGGCGCUUACAAGUGUAUCAAGUGCAGUAAGGUGUUUUCUACUCCGCACGGUUUGGAAGUCCACGUCCGCAGAUCGCACAGUGGCACGAGGCCAUUUGCGUGUGAUAUCUGCGGCAAAACCUUCGGACACGCAGUCAGCCUGGAGCAACACAAAGCCGUGCACUCUCAGGAAAGAAGUUUCGACUGCAAAAUAUGCGGUAAAAGUUUCAAGAGGUCGUCAACUCUGUCGACGCAUCUGCUCAUCCACUCCGACACUCGGCCGUACCCCUGCCAGUACUGCGGUAAGAGGUUCCACCAGAAGUCGGACAUGAAGAAACACACUUUUAUCCACACAGGUGAGAAGCCACACAAAUGCCAGGUGUGUGGUAAAGCCUUCAGCCAGAGCUCCAACCUCAUCACACACAGCAGGAAACACACCGGAUACAAACCUUUCGGCUGCGACCUGUGCGGCAAAGGUUUCCAGAGGAAAGUGGAUCUGAGGAGACACAAAGAGACGCAGCACGGACUGAAAUGAGGCGAACACUGACUGCACACAUCGUGUCAUGUAAUCUGACUUGAGUCUUUAAAUCAUUGGUCUUGAAACGACCGCGGACACCUGACGCAAAGACCGAGGACAUGUUUUUCCAAUCGCUCUGCUUGAGGACAUUUCUUGGAUCACAACUUGAUCCACAUUUAGCUCUGUAAAAAUUUAAAAUUGGAAAUAUAUAUGUCAGCCGAUAGGCAGACUAUUUAUUUAUUUUAAUAAAGAAAACCUAUACGUCCCAAGAAUAAGACUUAAACGACUUAUUUUGCAGAGUGAAGACAACACUAAUUCUACCAUCCUACUGCAGAUUGCUAUAAAGGUCCAGAACACCAGAGAUAAGCUGUUAACUGUGAGACAUGCAGAUAUGAUGAAGUGUGAUCCAAGUACAUGUGUCAUGAAUCAGCUUCAGUGGGCAUUAAGCUCAAAAUGUUUGUACUCAGAGUUUAAGAACCGGAUCGACAAUAAAGCCAACAGAGAUGAAAAUCUGCGCUUCUCCAAAGAGCCGAGGCUUUUUUUGUUGUCAGUGUGGAGACAUGCUGGCAAAACAGCCUCCUCAAACUGUGUGAUUUAAUAAACAGGAGGGUUACUGCCUUACUCACGGAGCUGUGAUCUGCUGAUUUUACAUUUUGCACAUUUUAUUUUCAGAAUGAACAGUUUUUUUUUGUCGUUUACAAAUAAAUAUAAUUUGU